This is a messenger RNA of Zychaea mexicana, 681 nucleotides long. RefSeq lists its product as uncharacterized. The annotation marks the transcript as partial. The transcript has a single exon. The record is from RefSeq and is a predicted model, not a curated record. NCBI's taxonomy places the organism in Eukaryota, Fungi, Mucoromycota, Mucoromycetes, Mucorales, Lichtheimiaceae.
CCAGGGUCGGAUCUAAUAGCGAAAUCUAUAACACGCAAUUCAUCGGUUAUCAAGAUCAUAACAACAGCUCUAGUCAAAACGGCAGAUGACUACUUUGUUGCGGAAAGCGAGUGGGGCAAUGGAAGUCGGUCUGAUCUUGUUUUGUCACCUCGUUCGUCAUCUUUUCAGCUCGCGCCUAUCAUCAUAGAGUUUCAAUGUCGGGUGGACAAGAAAUUCAUGAAAAGAUUGAUGAUGUACUCUUUACAAGCGUAUCGACGUUACGAAAAGGAUCCAAUCAUACUCAUUAUUUGUAGCGGUACUUUGUCCGAUGAUGUAGCGAAUCUUCUUAAAUCGAGUGAUGUUCUUGGUUGUAGGCGCUAUCUAUGUGAAGGCUGGGGUGCAAAGUGCCUUAUCAUGGCUAAGGAAAGUCUCUCGUCACUCACAGCUUCGGAGAAACGUGAGCCAUUUGCCAGCUUUGGACUUUUUCUCACACAGUCAAUGCCGUUCAGUGAGCUUUCCAGCGACGAUGAGACAACAAAAAUGCUGCAGUCACUAGCCGUUGACCACUACAUGUCUUUAAUUGGAAAUGAAGCCCACCUCAUCGACUUUAUAAAAGGAGUACUCGACAAGCAAGAGAUAUUCUAUAAUAAGAUACUCGCUCUCGCUGAUGAUGAUGAUAAACCAAGGUUACGUGAAGCUAUC